Trichobilharzia szidati is the source of this 1594-nucleotide messenger RNA. The record is from the annotation of a GenBank genome assembly. NCBI's taxonomy places the organism in Eukaryota, Metazoa, Platyhelminthes, Trematoda, Strigeidida, Schistosomatidae.
UAUUUCUAAUGAUUCAAUUAGGUGAUUCUGUUUUCACAGCUGGUUGUUAGAUUUGAUAAGUAAUUUAUCCAAUAGAAGUGUUGUUUCUUCCUAUUCAAAUAAUUCGACAGACACAAGUAUGAACGAUUCUACACUGCUAAAUGCGAUUGUCUCUCAUUUAUCAAAAGACAAUAUGAAGUGAUACAACGGCAGGUGUGAAACAAUGAGUCAGGAUAUUCAAGUAAAUUUACCAACAAGCAUAAUUAUUACUAUAGAAGGGAUACUUGGUACCAUAUUCAAUAUGACUGCAGUUAUAGUUAUCUUUACAACACAGUUGGGUUCAAAUUUAACAAUGCUUAUGCUAAGAGCUCAAGUAAUAAUUGAUUUCACCGCAUGCCUUAUCACAACUUUAUAUUAUACUAUGCAGUUUGCUAAAAUAGCUAGCAAAAUGACAGGAUUAUACAUUAUCGAUUUGCUUAUAUGCCAUUUGUGGUUUAGAAAUGCAUUAUUUUGGUUAACAUGUGUUUUAAGUGUACAGAAUCUUGUCUGUAUAUCACUUGAUCGAGUUCGCUGUGUUAUAUUUAAAAAAAUGUACAAAGUUUAUUCAUUUAAAUUCACUAUAGUAUACUUUGUUUAUAUGGUGAUUAUGGUAUUCAUAUUGUACACACCAACCCCACUGCUCCGCCGAUAUGUUGGUAAUCAUUGUAAAAUGGAAUUCUUAUUACCAUGGUUUAAAUCAAAUACAUUUCUAAAUUACAUGGUGUCUAGUUGGAUUUUAUUUGCCUAUAUUGUACCCGUCAUAAUUAUGAUUACUAGUCAUAUCUGGGUAAUCAGAGUCAUAAGGAAAUCACAUUCAUCACAAUUGAAUAUAGAAUCACAGAAUUUAGAAGCCAGUGUAAGAGUUAAACGUAAAAUAAGCCAACUGGCAAUAACAACUGCAAUUAUGUCUGGACAGCAAAUUAUACUACACCUCUAUGAAGGUGUACACCAAACACUAAUUGUAACUAAUCUUACAAAAUAUUAUUAUGAAGCAGCAACCGGACAGCUGAGUACACUGUUAAUUUUGCUUAGUUCUGCCUUAAAUCCAUGCGUUCUCGUUUUGACUACAUCUGCUCUAAGAAGACAUUUAUGGCGAUCAUUGAAGAUUCUAGCAGAAGUCAUGAAAUGGAGGGGGAAGAAGAACAACGACACCAACACAGAAGUAUUGUAAAUAUUGACAUGCGAAAUAUCAGAGAGAAAUCAGACUAACCUGUGCUUAAAUUCUUUCCUUGAUGAAUAACUUUCAGUUAGUUUCAGUAAAUCAAUGAUUACAUGAAAAAAAAUGAAAUAAAAAUUAAGUUGAGCAGUCAAUAUUCACUAACAACAUGCAUCACAUCAUGUUAUGCUCAUAAAUGAACAAUUCUUACUACGCAUUUAUUUCACUUAAUUAAGUAAAAGUGAUGCAAUGUUCUGAAAAUUUUGUACAAACAUAUUACCUUGAUCUAUGCGAAUGAGAAUUGCACUGUAAACGAACUAUUUCUUCGACAUUCCAUUUAUUUUUGAACACAUUUUGUUGGACAGCUUAUAACCACCAUAAAUUUGAAAAGAUAUUUUUUUAUGUGUAUGACUGUAAACC